AUGUUGAGUUCCAGCCGUAAGGAGAUGGUCGCCGAGGAGGUCGGGCUCGACAAUGCCCAGGAUGAUCGCGAUAUGCAUCGCCUGGGCAAGUCGCAGCAGUUCAAGAGAAACUUUCGCUUCUACUCGAUUCUCGGAUUCACCACGACCUUGAUGGCUACAUGGGAGUCGAUUCUGCUGACGAGUACAUACGGGUUGACGGACGGGGGUCGCGCCGGCAUGAUUUAUGUCUAUAUCGCUUCAUUUGUCGGGUUUUUCGCUGCUGUCAUUUCCAUGGCAGAAAUCGCGUCCAUUGCGCCAACUUCGGCCGGACAAUAUCACUGGGUCAGUGAAUUCGCCUGGCCCAGGUCGCAGCGAUUCUUGAGCUAUCUGACUGGGUGGUUGUCGGUGUUGGGCUGGCAGGCGGCCUUUGCCAGUAUUUGCUUUCUCUGUGGCACCCUGAUUCAGGGCUUGUUGGUUUUCAACUACUCGACUCCCGGUGACUACGUGUAUGUUUACGAACGCUGGCAUGGGACCCUGUUUACCAUGGCCAUUGCAGCUGUCGGGACCUUGGUCAAUACCUACGGUGCCAAGUUCCUGCCACCGCUGGAGGGUCUGAUCUUGGCCCUGCAUUUGGGCGGGUUCGUUGCCGUCCUGGUUCCUAUCUGGGCCAUGUCGCCGGGUCAAGCCUCGUCGACGGAGGUCUGGAAGGAAUUCACCAACUCUGGUAGUUGGCCGAGUAUAGGCCUGGCAUGUCUGGUGGGCCAGCUGACUCCCAUCUUCUCCUGGACAGGGCCUGACGCGGCGACACAUAUGUCCGAGGAGGUUCGCAAUGCGGCCUCUAUCGUUCCCUGGUGCAUGGUUUCGACGGCGUUGAUCAACGGCGGUCUGGGGUUCAUCAUGCUUGUUACCCUGCUGUACAAUAUGGGCAAUCUCAAGGACGUACUCGAACCCGCCAGUGGAUUCUCUUUCAUCCCGGCCGUCAAGCAUGCGACGGGGUCGAGGGCGGCCACUAACGGCGUGGCGGCGAUCAUUCUGGUCAUGGAGGUCUGCAGCGCCAUUAGUAUCCUGGCAACCUCUUCUCGCCAGACCUUUGCCUUUGCUCGCGACAAUGCCCUUCCAUUUUCGCGUUACUUGGCCCACGUGAACCGACGGACACAAAUUCCGGUCUGCGCCGUGCUUGUUUCGUCUAUGAUCACCGUGCUGCUUUGCUUGAUCAACAUCGGAUCCACCGCUGCGUUCAAUGCCAUUGCCUCGGUGAUGAUUGCCGCGCUGUUCACGACCUAUAUUCUGUCGAUCGCCGCCUUUGUGCGCGCCCGGUUCCAAUCAGACGGCCUCCCGCCGUCGCACUUCUCACUCGGGCCGCUUGGUUUGCCCAUUAAUCUUUUCGCCUUGGGCUAUCUCUGCUUCGCCAUCAUCUUCACCUUCUUCCCUACCGCCAACAACCCAACACCCGUGGACAUGAACUGGUCCAUUGUCGUCUUUGGGUUUGUUGUUAUCUUUGCUAUUUUGCAGUACCUUGUCCAUGGCAACCGCGUCUACCAAGCGCCUGUCACGCAGGUUCGCAAGACCGAGUAG
Penicillium alfredii is the source of this 1554-nucleotide messenger RNA. RefSeq lists its product as uncharacterized. Gene Ontology annotation, cellular component: membrane. Gene Ontology annotation, biological process: transmembrane transport. Bases 1 to 1554 code for a protein of 517 amino acids. The record is from RefSeq and is a predicted model, not a curated record. Gene Ontology annotation, molecular function: transmembrane transporter activity. NCBI's taxonomy places the organism in Eukaryota, Fungi, Ascomycota, Eurotiomycetes, Eurotiales, Aspergillaceae. The transcript is spliced from 5 exons.